AUGGAUGCUGAAGCCAACAACUCUGCAAUUGCCGGCGAGAGCUCUGCCACACAGCCAACAUGGCCACUGCAAUUCGUCCUCAAAUUGCCGGAACCCAGGCAGCAAGGGGCGGCCGGGCAUUCGCCACCAGAAGCAGGUGUGACGAAGCAGAUUUGGUGGAGUUAUGACCUGUACCGCGGACCGCGAAAUCAAAAGCCGAAAGUUUUGUACGCUAGAUCCAAGGCUGAGGCCGAGGAGAUAGCACAAGGGUUCCUGCAGGAAGACGUGCUAGGCUUCGACAUGGAAUGGCCGUGCUUUGACGGGGACAGCCGGAACGAGGACCGCCUGCAAGACAAGGUCGGAUUGAUAGCCAUCGCAUGCGAGACAAAGAUUGCGCUCUUCCAUCUCGGCGCCUACACUGGCAAGAAGCCCAGGGACUUCAUCGGCCCUGAACUUCGAGCGAUCAUCGAGUCGCCGCGGAUAAAGAAAGCCGGCGUCAACAUCCUGGCCGCGGACUUUGGGAGGCUUCGAGAGUGGUUCGAACUGGAGCCGCAGGGUGCGGUAGAGCUGAGUCACCUCCACAAUCUCGACAACUAUGGGCGCAGCGGCCAGACUAGUCACUGUACCACCAGACUGUGUGCCCUGGACAAGCUAGUCCAAACAUAUUUGCACUUUCCACUGAAGAAGAGUAGUGUUCGGACAAGCAACUGGGGCCAGAAGAAGCAGCUCAGCCGCGAGCAAAAGGCAUAUGCGGCUUCGGAUGCUUACGCCGGGUUCAUGCUGUAUCAUUGCCUGAACUCUCUGAGGCAGUCGAUAGAACCCAGUCCUCCGCCGCCACCAUUGUAUGCGGAGCGAUACAAGUGGAUCGAAUUGCCGAGACGAGGAACCGCGCUCCUGCUCGAGCUCGACAAUCCUGGUAAAGAAGGGACCUUGGAAGUCAUCUCAGCCGUUGAUCACUUUGAAGGCCAUCAUGACAACAUUCAUACGGUGACUAUCACGUCCUCAAUGAUGCCAACGAAACAUAACGCCGAGUUGGAAGACUCCCGGACAGCAUCACCUGCACCUAUUCAAGAAAAAACCGCCAGGCAACCAGAACGGCACAUCUCUCAACACACUGGCUCCCAGCGCCGGAAGAACACUUCAUCACGAAAGAGAACCGACCCCUUGCUCCAGGCACUCAAAGUGCACCGGGGGAAAAUCGCCAAACAGCGACGCUUAGACACCUGGAAGGUCGUACACAACUCUGCACUGAAGCUGAUCGCGCAGCACAAGCCCGAGAACGAAAGGUCAUUGAUGGAGAUAAAGGGUGUUGGGCCGCAGACGGUGAAGAAGUACGGAGCUGCAAUCUUGAACAUUGUUGCUCUUCAUGCCGCGGGCGAUAGACAGUCGACUGAAAACGAGCAGUCGGACAAAGAGGCCGACCCUAAUGCCGAUGGAUCUAAUAUUUUGGUGGCAUCUGAGAGCUCUACGAACUUGACUGAGACGGCUCAGAACAUUUCUCAUGGCUCCGAGACAUCGCAAUUUGACACAGAUCCGCCGUGUGCCCCUCAGGGGAAAGGACUCGAUAGGGGAGGUCCGUCACAAUCAAUUGUGAUUAGUGACGAGGAUGACAUUGCGACGCUUGAGACCCCGUCGCGGAAAACGGUAAAGAGGAGGACAGCACAGACUCGCUGA
Messenger RNA from Diaporthe citri, 1653 nucleotides. RefSeq lists its product as uncharacterized. The coding region runs from base 1 to 1653 and encodes 550 amino acids. The record is from RefSeq and is a predicted model, not a curated record. The transcript is spliced from 2 exons. Gene Ontology annotation, biological process: nucleobase-containing compound metabolic process. NCBI's taxonomy places the organism in Eukaryota, Fungi, Ascomycota, Sordariomycetes, Diaporthales, Diaporthaceae. Gene Ontology annotation, cellular component: nucleus; cytoplasm. Gene Ontology annotation, molecular function: nucleic acid binding; 3'-5' exonuclease activity; nucleotide binding.